This is a messenger RNA of Phycomyces blakesleeanus NRRL 1555(-), 684 nucleotides long. RefSeq lists its product as hypothetical. The coding region runs from base 1 to 684 and encodes 227 amino acids. The transcript has 2 exons. Lineage: Eukaryota; Fungi; Mucoromycota; Mucoromycetes; Mucorales; Phycomycetaceae. The record is from RefSeq and is a predicted model, not a curated record.
AUGCAUCUAUUAUUAUUCUUGCUUUACUUUAUAUUCAAAUUUCAAUUUGUUUUUGGGAUACUUACCAAACGUCAAGAUGAAUGGCCAAAUAACCAGUUAAUCGAAUCCCAGGGUAGAAUUGCCAUGGCCCGUAUACCCCUUGCUGGAAACUCAACCAUUGUUUUCAUGUUCCAACAGAUGGAAACCCGCCUGGAGGCCAAUAUAUUCUUUGAUUCUCCAGCUGCAGAUGGUGCUUGUUUGUCUUGGGGAAUAGGUUUUCCUCAAAUUGUGGAUGGUACAAAUGAUUGCUACUUUAUGAGAGGACCGGUCUGUAGGGAUAGCAUAUUUCCCGAUGUGUGUGAAUCUGGGUUUUCAAAUAUCUCUGCUUGUGGUGCCUUCUACACCAUUACUGGAAUGGGAAUGGAACAAUACAACCCACAGACCCACAUUAAUUUAUUCAACUUCCACACCAAUGUCAUGAGCUUGGGACCAUCUCGUCAACAUAAUAUUCUUCUUAAAUCCAUCAUGGUAGUAUACGCAACAAAGAAUAAUCCAGUACAACAGAUCGCAUGUUCCAAUGUAGUACUCGGCAAAGGUUCAGAAACCAAUUUCACCAUAAAAGCCAGUGAUGCAAGUAAUAAAGCUGUACAUAAAUAUGGACUUGCAUUAUUUUUAGCUCCCAUUUUAUACUUUAUAGGGAUUUAA